This is a messenger RNA of Priceomyces carsonii, 645 nucleotides long. RefSeq lists its product as uncharacterized. Gene Ontology annotation, molecular function: nuclear import signal receptor activity. The transcript has a single exon. Gene Ontology annotation, biological process: protein import into nucleus. The record is from RefSeq and is a predicted model, not a curated record. Gene Ontology annotation, cellular component: nucleus; cytosol. NCBI's taxonomy places the organism in Eukaryota, Fungi, Ascomycota, Pichiomycetes, Serinales, Debaryomycetaceae. The coding region runs from base 1 to 645 and encodes 214 amino acids.
AUGUUUGGAGCAGUUUGUUCUGGGAGACCGAUGCAAAUUGCUGAACAGGUUGACACAACCAAAUACGUUAUCAGUAUACCAAAUGCUGGUAAUAUUUCACAUAUUGCAAUAUUCUUGCUUCCGAAUUCAGGCUUCGUGGACCCCAAUUAUACAGCCCUUGUCUUUUUCCAAUUGCCUAGCUCCCAAGAGUUUAAGUUGCUAGGAGGUUUGAAUCCUUUAAAGCCAUCAGCAAUAUUCAAAUUGAAGAACAACGCAACCAGCACUAUGCACCUGGGUCAGGUAGAUGAUAUCGAUAUGAAUGUGGAUGAAGGUUCCGGGGGUGCUGUAGGCGCAGAUGUGACAAUUAACAUUGGCAUAUCAAUUGAAACUACAGUGGUUGCAGAGCAACAGCUAGCUGAAGAGAAACAGAAAAAGGGAGGUCAGUCUCUGGCUUUAGUCCCUGGAAUGAAGCCGUCUGUACAGCCUAAAGCUCCUAACGACAUUGCUGCUUUGGCAAAUAAAAUUGUGGGACAUGCCUAUAAUUACUUGGGCAGCUUUAUAGAUGCCUCUGGGAAGGUACCUAUGAAGGCAUUUGACAAUUGGUGGGAAAAAUUCAAAGCGAAGUUGGCUAACAACCCAAAUUUUCUUGAUGAACUACAAAAUUGA